ACACAGGAGAAUGUUGCAGGGAGUGUGGGUAGUGUUACAGCAAACUACAAUAGAUCAAUCAUUUAACACAAUACAAUCAUUCUAACUUUCGAAAGCCAUUUUUUUUCUUUUCUGUUUUUAUAUUUAAUAUAUUAUUCAUUUCAUACAUAUAUACUUUUUAUUACAGAAUUUGGCGUAAAAUUCUGAGAAUACAUUUCAAACAAGUUCUUUUCCCCAUGCAUAAUCUUUUUGUUUUGCUUUAUAUAUCUUAAGGACCAUGAAUACAAAUUCAUACAUCUCAAGAAGAGAAGAGAUGCUAUAUAUAUGCCAGAUUAUAGCUAAAGCUCAUUUCCAUCUGUAGUCCCUGGGUAGGUCACACAUAACACUCAACAAACAAUCAAAACAUUUCAUAAUGCCUAUCACAAUAACAAAUCAAAUAGAUCAUAUACAUAUAUAAAUAUAAAUACUAGUACAUUUGUCAUAUAAAUAUAAUUUUACAAUUCAUUUAAACAAACAUCUCAAAUUGCAGUAACUUUUAUGUUGGCAAGACUAAGUGAUGUUUGCACUACACGGGAAAAGGUGUGAAACGGUUUAAAGAUCAGCUGGAAGAAUAUUUCAAUGUCUGAUUGUUGUAAAAGAGAAAGCAGUUUGUGAAAAGGCCUAAGUGGGAUGGUUACAUCUACGUUUUUAGAGGUUCUGCCCAUUUGUUGUUUUCUUUUUCUAAAGAAGAAGAUUAGUCUUCUCAAAAAGAGGAAGGAAAUGCUGUCGGCGUAAUUUGGUGACAGAAACUGAUAGACUGAAGCUGAUGUGAAAUCAAAAAGUCUUUCAGUCCGGCACUGAGCUGUGAACAUGGAGAAAGUGGUCGUGCUUUGUCUGCUGUUGGUGGAGCUCAGCUCUUCUUUUACUCAAGAAACACAGAUAUACUUUAAAGAGGGCAACAGUCUGACGUUGGACUUGAGGCCUUUUCCUUCCAAAAAUAUCACCAGCAUCCUCUGGACGUGUAACGGUGAUUUGCUGAUAGAUUGUUGUGAAAGUAUGUAUUACAGCACAUACAAAGGAACAGCCACCCUGGAUAUGCACACCGGACGUUUGAUGAUCAAGAACAUGACCAAAGCUGACGAGGGUGUGUAUUCAGUGGAGAUUAACAACAAGGUCCAAGGUGAGACAUAUAAAGCUGUAAUGAUCAAACACGUUCCCAAGCCCGAAGUGAGGGUCUCCCCUCUGACAGCCAGAGGCCCUUGUAAGCUGACCUGCGAGGGGGACACCACCGGGGCCGGACCCGUCACCUACAGCUGGAAGACGGGGGACGGAGAGUGGAAGGAGUUGCAGAAGGACAUCAUCGAGGAAGAGCAUGGACACGUGAAAACCUUCACCUGCAGGAUGAAGAACCCAUUAAGUGAGGAAGAAAGCCCUGCCCGCACGAUUCUCUUCCUCCCAGGAAAACCAGCAGACUCUGGACUCUGGAUCAAAGUGUUAGGGGCUGUGAUCAAAUCCCUGGCUAUCUUCGCCCUGCUGGGGGCCAUGGUGUAUGCGUUGUGGAGGAACCAAGAGACUCUCAGGAAACUGAUGUGUCCAUGCCAGAGCAAAAAUAGUGAUUAUGUAAAUGCGGCUUAAAGACGAUGUUCACUUUGAGCGUUGAUAAAGCAUGUCAGGCCUCAGAGCCUUGGACAUGUGUGUUUGGAAGUCAAAUAUCAAAUUAAAUAGAGAUGUUUUAAUGCUUUUAAACAGCUUUGCAUAUUCCUUUGCCAUUUGUUUUGACUUUUGCAGUUUAGGUGUGACGUGUCAAGAAGACUUCUAAUGGACAUUGAACUUAAUACAUCUUCCCUGAAGCCUUUGUAAUUUGAAUAGAGAUUCUUUCAAGUCAGGUCUGCUUUGAUAUGGUGUUUCUGAUAUUUCCCCCUGCAUUCUAUGUAUCCAGCACAUCGUCCUUUAUACCCUGAGACGGAGGGGGUAAAGACAGAUAAAGGAUAAAUGCAAUCAGCUUAUGGUGGAAAUGUUCCUGACCUAGUUUUUUAAAGCAUUAUAGAAAUAAAACAAAACAUGAAAGUAAAUGCACUUAUGGUUGUGAAGUUUUAAAGUAAAAUAUAAUUUUUAAUAUAAUUAUUGAGAUGUUAUAACAUACUGUUUAUCUUCUACUUGUUUUGACUUUUGACU
Molecule: messenger RNA, 2133 nt
Organism: Gymnodraco acuticeps
Lineage: Eukaryota; Metazoa; Chordata; Actinopteri; Perciformes; Bathydraconidae
Exons: 1
Coding region: 829-1593 (254 amino acids)
Source: RefSeq, a predicted model, not a curated record